Messenger RNA from Sus scrofa (pig), 5304 nucleotides. RefSeq names its product zinc finger protein 835 (gene ZNF835). Gene Ontology annotation, biological process: regulation of transcription by RNA polymerase II. Gene Ontology annotation, molecular function: DNA-binding transcription factor activity, RNA polymerase II-specific; RNA polymerase II cis-regulatory region sequence-specific DNA binding. NCBI's taxonomy places the organism in Eukaryota, Metazoa, Chordata, Mammalia, Artiodactyla, Suidae. The record is from RefSeq and is a predicted model, not a curated record.
GCCUGGGUGCUCUCGUGUCUGUGUGUCGAGGUGCGUCCUCGACUCCCCCUGUGCCUGUGCUUGCGAGGCCCGCCCCUCGAGCCUCUCCACUGCUUUGUGCCGGUGCGGGCGUGUAACUGUGUCGCUGUGUGUGUAGGUCCGCCCGUCACUGUGAGCUAUCACUCCAGAACUUUGAGCCCGUGCACCUGUGCCUGUGACUUCGUGUGAGUCCGUACCCAGGUGUCACUGUAUGUUUGCACGUGCCUGACCCAGGUGGCCUGUGCCUAUGAAUUUGAGUGUGUGUUAGGUAUUUGGGGUCCUCUAUGUGUGAUUUUGGGCACGUGUGCAACUUGUUCUUGGUGUGCAGCAAUGUAGAUGGAUUGGCUGGUGUGCCGGAUGGUAUGAGUGUGCCUGAGUGUGACGGCAUGUGGAAGGCUGUGCACGGGGUGUUUAUGAGAGACACUGAGAGCAUGGGGUUGCUCUGUGUGUGUGUGUGUCUGGAGCCCCCGCACACUUGUGGCUCUGGGCAUGUGUGAAGCUCUGCCUGCUGCGUGACUGUGUGUGUGGCCGGGUUUGCCACUGUGGGUGAUGUCCCAGGCAGAGCCUGCCUGUCGAGCAGAGCGGCUUGUGUGACUUUGUUGUGUGUGUGCCUGGGGCAGGUGCGCUUGGAGUUGUGUGGGUGUGCCAGACUGCCUGCCUCCUUGUGUGGGGAAGACUGCCACAGCAUAUGGGUGACUGUAUAAGGCCAUGAGAGUGCCAAGGAGGGGGGUGAUGUAACUCCCACCCCCAUGGUGUCAUUGUGUGCAACUCCAUUUGUGUGUCUGCCACUGAGCAUGUCUGUGUCUCCCCUUCGGUGGCCUGUUUGUGUACCUGACACGCCCAGGUUUACCCCGCCCUGAAUCCACUUACCUCCCCCCCCCCCGCCACACACACACACAGAGGAAAUACCCUGAGUCCGUAUUCCACCCACCCACCUGCCUCUACCCCAGCAUCUUCAUGGGUCCCUGUUUCUUUCUCCCACUGAUGCUGACUGGACCCACUGAGGCAUGGUUGCCAGGACAGGGGCCACAGCCAGAGUCACAUGGACAGGGCCUGAUCCUCUCAAACCUGCGAGAUAUGAUAAGGAAGAUGUGAAAUUGAAGCAGCAGCUCAGGGAAACCAGGAUGGAAGGACUCUUGACUGACACUGUCCCCCGGGGUUCCGUGUUGGGAGAGACCCAGAAACAGGAUGGUAAGUUCAAGGACAGACAGGAGACCCCCAGGGAAGACCCCACCAGGGGUUUCCUCGUCACGCAUGAGGAACCCGGUGGAACCCCCGGAACCAGAUUGAGUCCGCCCGCUACCCAGGCUGACAACCGUCCCCAGAGGCGCGGUGCACCAACAAAGAGCCCAAAUCUGAGGAGCACCCCAGAGGAGGCAGGCGGGGGCCCCAGAAAGCCGUGGAAGUGUGGGGACUGCGGCAAGGCCUUUAGCUACUGCUCGGCCUUCACCCUGCACCAGAGAACGCACACGGGGGAGAAGCCCUUCUCCUGCCCCGACUGCGGCAGGGCCUUCAGCCAGAGCGUGCACCUGACGCUGCACCGGCGGACGCACACGGGCGAGCGGCCCUACCCCUGCUCCAAGUGCGGCAAGGCCUUCAGCCAGGGCUCCUACCUGGCGGCGCACUGGCGCAUGCACACGGGCGAGCGGCCGCACAGAUGCCCAGACUGUGGCAAGGCCUUCACGCGCCCCACACACCUGGCGCAGCAUCGGCGCGUGCACACGGGCGAGCGGCCCUUUGUCUGCAGCCAGUGCGCCAAGGCCUUUCGCAGCCGCUCGUCCCUGCUGGAGCACCGGCGCAUCCACACGGGCGAGAAGCCGUUCGCGUGCGUGCAGUGCAGCAAGGCCUUCCGCUUCUCGUCCGCACUCAUCCGCCACCAGCGCACACACACGGCCGAGCGGCCCUACGCGUGCGGCCAGUGUGCCAAGGCCUUCACGCAGAUGGCACACCUGGCGCAGCACCAGCGCGUGCACACGGGCGAGAAGCCCUACACGUGCCCCGAGUGCGGCGCACCCUUCAGCCAGAGCGCCUCACUGGCCGAGCAUCGGCGCAUCCACACGGGCGAGAAGCCCUACACGUGCACGCAGUGCGGCAAGGCCUUCACGCAGGUGUCGCACCUGAGCCAGCACAGGCGCGUGCACACCGGGGAGCGGCCCUACGCGUGCCGGGACUGCGGCCGCGCCUUCAGCAACCACUCGCACCUGGCGCAGCACCACCUGGCGCACACGGGCGCCCGCCCCUACGAGUGCCUGGAGUGCAGGGCUCACUUCAGCCACGCGUCCUCCCUCACCGAGCACCGCAGGGUCCACACCGGCCAGAAGCCCUUCCGGUGCGGGGACUGCGGCAAGGCCUUCGGCCAGGGCUCCUCACUGACGCUGCACCGGCGGACACACACGGGCGAGCGGCCCUACGCGUGCCCUGAGUGUGGCAAGGCCUUCAGCAACCGCUCCUACCUGAUCCAGCACCACAUCGUGCACACUGGGGAGAAGCCCUACGAGUGCAGCGGCUGCGGCAAGGCCUUCGGCUUCUCCUCCGCGCUCAUCCGACACCAGAGGAUGCAUGCUGACAAGAAGGCUGAGGACACCUUUGCCCAGCUGCAGCAGCACCUGCCUCCACACCCGAGCUCGCCCGAGGAGGAGCCCGUUGACAGUGGCAACGCUGCAGACACUGGGGGACCAGCCUAAGAAUGAGGGCUGACACCUACCAGGGGCUCCUAUAGGCGGGCGCUCUGCUGAGCCUCUCUCCUCAUGUUUACCCUCUGGCACUAGGGAGCACCUGUCCCACCAUCCCCAUGUGCCCCCCAAGGACACCGAAGCUCAGAGAUGCUCCACGGAAUGCCUGAGGUCACACAGGCACAAGACUGGACCCCUCGUCCUCCAGGCUCCCCGCCACUGCCUCCCUGGUCCAAAAUUGUAAUUGUGACCCAUGAAAGUAGACCCAGAGACUUGUCUGUGGGUCCCCGGCUGGCCUUUUGAUUGUCGAUGUUAUGAUUACGUAGACAUUUGUUUGACACAUUUAAUUUAAAAAGUUCAGCCCUUUGGUGAAAUGGGCAUGAUAACAGGGAUCAGGAUCUUAAAAAGAAAUAUAGAGCCCCAGUCUUUUUUUCAGUAUGAGGAAACAGCUCCUCUCUCCAGCUUCCCCCACAACUCAAAGUCCUGGCUUAGAACGGUUGUGUCCAUUAGCUAUUGUCCCAGAACAAAUCACCCUGAAUGUGCAUUUAAUGUUUUCAUCUGCCAGGUGGUCCUGGAGCUCAGACUAGGCUCGUUUGAUUUUGGGUGGGGCGGCGCCACCAUAGCAGCCUUUCUCAGAGCCGAUGCUACAAGCUCAGGGAGCACAGUAGUGCCAGCAGUUGGCCGCUGUGGAGGCAGGCUGAAAUCAGAGCUGAUCCCCAGGGGAUGUUCGAACCUCAGAUUUACGUCACUGCUGCCGCUUUUGUUAUCUCAGCCCCUUCGGGACAUCCAGUUGGACUAUGGGUGCUCCCCUAGCCAGGAUGGAUCUGCCCUUUGCAGCUGUGGGCCCUGUGGACGCACGUGUGCGCGGGUGUGUGUGCACACACACACACAGGCUGGGUUGGGGUCUGGGCUGCUUCCACGGCAGGACCAGGUAAGCGACUGUUGCAGUCCUGUACCUGACUUCAGUGGAUCUGCGCCUGUGGAUCUGCACUGGUGGCUUGGUAAACACAGCACCAGAGGAACACCAGGGCCGGGACACCUGCCUUCCCACAAUGGAGGUGAAGCUACAGGUAGUGCCAACAACACUCUGUGAGUGUACAGAACAGGCAAUGCCACACAGCUCACUCCCUGGUGGACAGCUCCAGUGCAGGAGUACUCACUGGCUUCUCCCACAGGAAGAGCACUCUAAUUCUACCUACCUCACAUCACAGCUUCAAAGCGGGUCUGGGGGCCUCUACCCUGCCAACUAGAGAACAGACUCUGCUUCAGAGAGAGCAGUGACAACCUCAGAGGAAAGAAGAGGCCCCGUUUAAUAUCCAGUGCAGGCUCUGGUCAUCACAACACUAGUCUAGAGGAUAAGAGCCAGCACACACUGAAGACGGACAAGGCAGGCAUUCAUGCUAAGAACAACCCCCAGCACCAAAAGACUUAAAACCAAACAGGCCACACAAGAAUGCUCCCACAUACAAAUAGCCCUCCAAGAGAGGAGUAAAUAACCAUUUCUCCUAAACUCAUAGAGUAAGAGAAAUAUAAGUGAAAUGAAACAACCAUUCCCAAUUAAAAGAUUAAGAGAAUUCCCCCGAAAGAACAAUGAGACAGACCUCUUCAGUCUAGUAGACACUGAAUUCAAAAAGGAGAUAAUGAGGUGCAGCAGGUUAAGGAUCCAGCAUUGUCUCUGCAGUGGCUCGGUUCACUGCUGAGGCAUGGGUCUGACCCCUGGCCUAGCACAGUGGGUUAAAAAUCCAGCGUUACCACAGCCAUAGGUUGCAGCUGUGCCUCAGACUUGAUCCCUGGCCUGGGAACGUCCAUAUGCUACAGGUGUGGCCGAAAAAGAAAAGGGGGGUCAGAUAAUGAAAAUAUCAAAGGAAUUAAGGGCUAUCAAUAGAAAUGCAGAUUACUAUAAAAAAAACUAGGAACUAUAAAAAGGAACCAAGAAAAACUAGAAAAUUCAUUUGCUGAGCAAAAGCUGAGCAAAACGCAAUAAAUAGAUUAAAUAAUACACAACAAAAAAGUGAUCUGAAAGAUAAAAUAACAGGAAUUACCCAAUAAGAACAGCAGACAGCCAAAUGAAAAAAAAAAAAGAAAAAGGAAAGCAGCAUACAGUCCUAUGAGAUAAUAUAAAACAUUCCAAUUUACGCAUAAUAGGGAUCCCAGGAGGAGAAAAAAGAAAAGCGUAUCGAGGGAGUUCCCGUCGGGGCUCAGUGGUUAACAAAUCCGGCUAGGAACCAUGAGGUUGCAGGUUCCGUCCCUGCCGUUGCUCGGUGGGUUAACAAUCCGGUGUUGCCGUGAGAUGUGGUGUAGGUUGCAGAUGUGGCUCGGAUCACACGUUGCUGUGGCUCUGGCGUAGGCUGGUGGCUACAGCUCCGAUUCGACCCCUAACCUGGGAACCUCCAUAUGCCGCGGGAGCGGCCCAAAGAAAUAGAAAAAAGACAAAAAAGAAAAAGAAAAAAGAAAAAAAGCGUACCGAAAAUGUAUUUGAAGAAAUUAUGGCUGAACUUCCUAAGCCUAAAGAAGGAAACAGCUAAAGUCAGAUAAAGGAAGCAGAGAGGGUCUCAAGCAAAAUGAACUGAGACGCACACCAAGGCAUAUUACAAUUAAAAUGGUGGACAUAAAA